Seminavis robusta is the source of this 912-nucleotide messenger RNA. Lineage: Eukaryota; Bacillariophyta; Bacillariophyceae; Naviculales; Naviculaceae. The record is from the annotation of a GenBank genome assembly.
AUGGUGACCCAGAAGCAUCGACGACACGCAGCAGCAGAAGUUUCCAAGGAGCACUCUGCUCCUCCUUCAAACAGCAACAGGCACUUGUUGUCCGAGUCAGCCAGAAAACGGCAGAACCUUCCUUCCUUGAUUCUCAUGGGACUGGGUGUGACGGCCACUUUGCGUCUCUUUUUUCACGAACUCAAAUGCGCCGAAGACUCCACGGCACUGCAGAAUCUGGGCAAUGCUCUGGCCGAAACGUUUGCACCACCACGAAUAGUAGUACAACACCAACAACAAUCAUCAUCAUCCUGCCUGGCUCCCCUCCCGCCGAUUCGGACCCGUGGUGACAUGGUCAGACAUUUGCAGCAGUGGAAUUUUACCUCGGGGAUUGAAAUUGGGGUCCAACUAGGAUUGUUUGCCGAAUACAAUCUCAAAUCCUGGCCGGCAUGUCAAACAUACAAACUCAUUGAUCUGUGGCAACAACAGGUCAAUUACAAGGAUGCCGCCAAUGUGGAAAACUCGGUGCACGAGUCAUUUUUCCAGCAAACCAAGGAACGACUCCAGCCAUUCGAGAAGAUUACACAAUACUACCGAAUGUACUCCAAUGAAGCUGCCAAGAUCAUUGCUGAGGAGGGACAACAGGUGGAUUUUGUCUAUGUCGAUGCCAGGCAUGAUUACUGUGGUUGUAAAGAAGAUAUCGAACUGUACUGGCCGUUGAUCAAACCAGGAGGGAUAUUGGCUGGACACGAUUUCAUGGAAAAUUAUGAAGUGGCACCACAGGACUGGUCCAUUUGUAUGGACGGAUCCAUUCAUCCUGAAGCAGUCAAAGGUGCCGUCAUGGAGUUUGCAAACAAACAUAAACUGCCAGUGGGAGUGACAUACAGAGAAACAAUGUGGAACUCCUGGUGGAUUCGCAAGCCACUUUGUUGA